GAGUGAGAUACCCAGCUGUGCGGAGCUAGGACGCGGAACAUCCCGGAGGCCGGCUUCAACAUGUCAGUACCGCACCCUUCCUAUUUGCUGCCUGUAGGUCCACCCCGCGCGUGCGGUCCCCAAGUGGCCAUGCCACCCUGCACGCCCUCCCCGCGUCAGUCGUUCGUUUCUAGAGCAUGCCGAGCCACACCUGCCCACAGAGUCGAGCUCUCGAAGUCCCCAUUCCCAAAAGCUCCACAGCCUGUUGUGACCCACUAGAAGGGAGGGGGAAACCGAGGCCCGGGAGAGACGGAGAAGCGACUCUCUGAGGACCCCGGAGCCCCGCCCCAGUGGGUGGGGUCGGCACUGAAGGGGUUAAGGCCGCGGGGAAGCCCGGGGCUCAGCCCUAGGGGCGGAUCCUGGGGCUUCCUCCCUCCAGACCAAAGGGUGCAGCUGCUGCCGAGGUGGCUGAUGCAGGAGGAGAGCCACUGUGGUCUGAAGAGAUGCCACUGCCUGGAGACUGGGGUCUUAACCUCCAGCCUGGCACUGAGCCACCUGCAACCUAGCAGCAGGUGACCUUGGCUCCCAGCCUGACUCAGCUGAACCUGGAUCCUGUGCAUAGGCAAGAGCUGACUCUGAGCCCUGGCCCAGCCAAGCUGACCCCUACACUAGACCCUACACACCGGAUGGAGCUGAUCCUGAGUACCAGCCCAGCUGAGCUGACUCUGGAUCCUGCGUGCCAGCCAAAGCUGCCCCUGGAUUCCACAUGCCAACCAGAGAUGACCUUCAAUCCUGGCCCAACUGAGCUUACCGUGGAUCCUGAACACCAGCCAGAGGAGACACCAGCUCCUAGCCUGGCUGAGUUGACCCUGGAGCCUGUGCACCGCCGACCCGAGCUCCUGGACGCUUGUGCUGACCUCAUCAAUGAUCAGUGGCCCCGCAGCCGCGCCUCCCGCCUUCACUCCCUGGGCCAGUCCUCAGAUGCCUUCCCCCUCUGCCUGAUGCUGCUGAGCCCCCACCCCACAUCUGAAGCAGCACCCAUUGUGGUGGGCCAUGCCCGCCUGUCACGGGUGCUGAACCAGCCCCAGAGCCUCUUAGUGGAGACAGUGGUGGUGGCCCGGGCGCUGAGGGGCCGUGGCUUUGGCCGCUGCCUCAUGGAGGGCCUGGAGGUCUUUGCUCGGGCCCGGGGCUUCCGCAAGCUGCACCUCACCACCCAUGACCAGGUGCACUUCUAUACCCACCUGGGCUACCAGCUGGGCAAGCCUGUGCAGGGCCUGGUCUUCACCAGCAGACGGCUGCCUGCCACCCUGCUUAAUGCCUUCCCCACAGGCCCCUCUCCCCGGCCACCCUGGAAGGCCCCAAACCUGACUGCCCAAGCUGCCCCAAGGGGUCCCAAGGGACUUCCAUUGCCACCACCCCCUCCUCUACCUGAGUGCCUGACCACCUCACCCCCAGUUCCAUCAGGGCCCCCUUCAAAAAGCCUGCUGGAGACACAAUAUCAAAAUGUGAGGGGGCGCCCCAUAUUCUGGAUGGAAAAAGACAUCUGAGGCCAUCCAGGGCAAGGAACUGUCUUUCUGGGUCAAUAGACUGCCCUGGACAGUCUACAAGCCUCAGCCCACUGACCAUACCUCAGCCCCCUAGUCCCUGGGGGGCAGCUUUAGUCUGGGCAUGUUUCCUGGGUACCAGUGGGGCCAGGAGGUGGCUCUGGUUCAGAGCCGUCAGUGUGGCUGAAUAAAGCCUCUGUUGGGUGUGGCUGUGA
Macaca mulatta (Rhesus monkey) is the source of this 1738-nucleotide messenger RNA. RefSeq names its product N-alpha-acetyltransferase 80, NatH catalytic subunit (gene NAA80). Gene Ontology annotation, cellular component: cytoplasm. Gene Ontology annotation, molecular function: N-acetyltransferase activity; acetyl-CoA binding. Gene Ontology annotation, biological process: protein acetylation. The record is from RefSeq and is a predicted model, not a curated record. Lineage: Eukaryota; Metazoa; Chordata; Mammalia; Primates; Cercopithecidae.